This is a messenger RNA of Penicillium cinerascens, 1161 nucleotides long. RefSeq names its product tryptophan--tRNA ligase MSW1. NCBI's taxonomy places the organism in Eukaryota, Fungi, Ascomycota, Eurotiomycetes, Eurotiales, Aspergillaceae. The transcript has 5 exons. Gene Ontology annotation, biological process: mitochondrial tryptophanyl-tRNA aminoacylation. Gene Ontology annotation, cellular component: mitochondrial matrix; mitochondrion. Gene Ontology annotation, molecular function: tryptophan-tRNA ligase activity; ATP binding. The record is from RefSeq and is a predicted model, not a curated record. Bases 1 to 1161 code for a protein of 386 amino acids.
AUGGGUGCUACGGUCUGUCACCAUGGCCGUACUGCGGCAUCAUCUGCGGGGAGUCUUCGCCGUGUCCGGCCGAUUCCUUCAAUCCGACCGAGCAAUUGGCAUCGCUCCGCCAGCUCGAGUACGACGCCGGCUGUCGGGGAGCCCGUCAUCUUUUCUGGUAUUCAACCGACCGGGAUUCCACAUCUGGGCAAUUAUCUGGGUGCUCUCCACGAAUGGGUGAAGCUGCAGGAUAAUGCGAAGCCGGGAACCAAGCUGUUCUUCUCCAUCGUGGACCUUCACGCAUUGACUAUACCGCAAGAUGCAGCUCAGUUAAGACAAUGGAGAAGGGAGGCAUUUGCUACGCUACUGGCCGUGGGCCUCGAUCCUAAAAAGUCUACCAUCUUUUAUCAGUCUGCAGUGCCGGCACAUGCGGAGCUGAUGUGGAUUCUCAGCACGGUGGCCUCGAUGGGAUAUCUUUCACGAAUGACCCAGUGGAAGAGCAAGCUUCAGCUGCCCGAGGAUGCAACUCUCGAAGAUUCGGAGGCGCGGGCUCAACUACGGCUCGGUCUCUUCUCCUAUCCCGUCCUCCAGGCUGCGGAUAUCCUUGUGCACAGAGCUACCCAUGUCCCGGUUGGCGAAGAUCAACGGCAGCAUCUUGAAUUCUCUCGAUAUACUGCCAAUAGCUUCAACCACCUCUACGGGCCGAUUUUCCCCGUUCCGGAGGCCUUGAUCUCUCCUGCGAAGCGGGUGAUGUCUUUGAAGGAACCGACUUCCAAGAUGUCCAAGUCCCAUGCCGAUGAACGGUCCAGGAUCAUUCUUACCGAUCCGCCCAGUGUGAUUCAUAAAAAGGUAAAGGUCGCCCUUACAGACUCGGAACCGACUAUCACCUACGAUCCGUUGCGCCGUCCAGGGGUGUCCAACUUGAUAGAGAUCCUGAGUCAUUUCGAGGGGGUGUCCUGCGAGAGCAUUGCCUCUGAAUAUCGCACUGCGAGCCUCCGAGCGUUGAAGGAACACGUUGCCAGUCGGAUCGCCGAUCACCUGCAGGGAAUUCGGGAGCGGUACAUUUCGAUCAUGGAGGACAAGAGCGGCUACCUGGACUCGGUUGCCCAGCAGGGAGCUGAGGCUGCGCAGGCCAAUGCUAGUGUGACUAUGCAACAAGUUCGAGAAGCGAUGGGCAUGUAA